AUUUUAUUGUACGAGUAUACAUACGUCAUCAAGUUGCGACGUACAGACAUGGCGUUUAAUUCUGUUUAGCUGCAUGCAAAUACACACAAUUCUGCAAUUUUAAACAGAUUUAGAUCUUAUUCUAACGGUGGAGGCUGUGUUGUGUGUCACAUGCGUCCAGUAUGAGCGGGGGUUUGGCACCAAGUAAAAGCACUGUGUAUGUAUCGAACCUACCAUUCUCUCUGACCAACAAUGACCUACACAAGUUAUUCACCAAAUAUGGAAAAGUUGUAAAGGUUACAAUCGUUAAGGAUAAAGACACUCGCCAGAGUAAAGGGGUGGCGUUUGUUCUCUUCCUGGACAGAGAAUCAGCUCAUAACUGUGCAAGAGCAGUGAACAACAAACAGUUGUUUGGCAGAACAGUGAAAGCGAGCAUUGCCAUAGACAAUGGGCGAGCAACUGAGUUUAUAAGGAGACGGAACUACACGGACAAGACUAAAUGUUACGAAUGUGGGGAUACAGGUCAUCUGAGCUACGCAUGCCCCAAAAACAUUCUGGGAGAGAGGGAACCUCCGAAGAAGAAAGAAAAGAAAAAGAAAAAGGCUCAACAACCUGAGCAUGUUGAAGAAGAAGAAGAAAGUGAAGAAGAGGGAGAGGACCCAACCUUAGAUAGUCUGAGCCAAGCCAUAGCUUUUCAGCAAGCCCGUAUCGAGGAAGAGGAGGAGUCACAGAGGAAGCAGGCACUUUUGCCUCAAGAGGACGAUGCUCAUGCUUCAACAUCCUCAGAUUCUAAGAAACCAAGGAUCAAGAGGAGCACAUACUUCAGUGACGAGGAGGAGCUUAGUGACGACUAAUAAUAAUAAGAAUAGUACAGUUUGGCCAUUACCAACAAGUUGUUUGUCAAAUAUUGCUUUAUUUUUUAAAGUUGUAUUGUAUUAUAGCGGGGAUGUUAAAAACAUGCUUCCAUUUACACUGAUAAAAUUUGAUAUUUUUCUUCUUGUACAUAGAACUGAGGCAUUUUUAUGUUUCUAGAAAUACUGUGUAAUUGUUCUUGGGUUGAUUUAUUUAGUGUGUGUGUGGUGUUUUUCUAUGUCAGUCACUAAAACCUUGUUUCUUAAUGACAAACCAAAUCAGUUGUUGAUUGUUCCAGUGUUAACCACAAAAUAAUUCAGAAGAAAAAAGGUUAUUUACCACUUUGCUUAGUUCAAUGAAGUAAAUGGAAAUAGGAAAGUUAAAACAACUGAUGCUGAAAAUGUCUAUUUUGUUUAUCAUUGAUCAAUUUACUGGUUGGAUUAUUUUUAGAUAUGAAUAAUGUCUAUAAAAUGGCAAAAAUGGUGACAAAUGUG
Siniperca chuatsi (mandarin fish) is the source of this 1325-nucleotide messenger RNA. It is a transcript of the gene zcrb1, whose product is annotated as zinc finger CCHC-type and RNA binding motif 1. Gene Ontology annotation, cellular component: U12-type spliceosomal complex. Gene Ontology annotation, biological process: mRNA splicing, via spliceosome. The record is from RefSeq and is a predicted model, not a curated record. Lineage: Eukaryota; Metazoa; Chordata; Actinopteri; Centrarchiformes; Sinipercidae. Gene Ontology annotation, molecular function: RNA binding; zinc ion binding. The transcript is spliced from 8 exons. Bases 162 to 833 code for a protein of 223 amino acids.